AGCGCCGCCUGAGUGAGCAGUUAUUGACGGCGGCCCAGCGGCCCCGCGCCUCCCGGCCCGUGUCCCGUGUCCCGCGUUCCCCAGGGGUGAUCCCCGCAAGAGCGAUCCCGGGAAGGGCAGCCUCAGCCCCGCUGCGCAGGCACCCUCUUGGCCAGCCCCGCGAGGCCCUCGAGCGUGGUGGUUGCCACGGAGACGGGCGGCGCAUCCCGGUGACCACUGAAAGCCCUGCUCAGAGGAAUUAGGGCAAGAACACAGAGACUAAACAAAUGGAAAAAAUCACUCAUCUGGAGGCUCUGAUGUUUAGUGCUGUGCUGGAGAACUGUGUGGAUCAACUUACAAUUCUUGGAUAUAUCAUGCAAGUUCCACAUGAGGACAAGAAUAAAAUUAUAAAAAGGAUCCAGGAGGAGCUGGAUAUUAACUCCCCAGAGCUUAUGUCAGCAAAGCAAGAGAGUGGGGAAACAGUUACCUCCACAGCCCUGAAAAACACUGAACAGCAGCAGCAGGAGAAAACUGAAGAUCAGAAAAGCACUCAGCAUUCCUCCAAAAGCUCCAAGAAACGCACCACUCAGGCUGCAAAGAAGCUAAAAAAAAAAUAUGCUGACAGGCAGUAUGCAAGUGAUAUAAUUACAGUCACUAUUAAAAAUAUGGAGGAAUUGGGAACAUUUAGUAGCCUAACAGAUGCUAAUGAGAGAGAGAAGGCAAAAAAGAACAAGUUUUAUGACAUCGUCAUCAGGGAGGAAAAAGGAAAGAAGGAGAUAAAGGCACUCCAGAAACAGCUGCAAGAUGUCAAGAAACAAACUGAUGAAGACCUUCAGAACCGAGAUGAGGCCAUUGACCGCCUCAAAGAUAAGCUUCAAGAGAGCAUGGCCAAAUGGAACACAGAGAGCUACUACAUGAAGAAAAGCACAGAUCUCCAGAUCCACUUAACCCAGAGAAAGUGCAGCAAUGCAGAGAUUGCCCUGGAGAAGGAAAUUCAGAAUUUGAAGAGCAAAACUGAUGAGGAGAUUCAACUCCACACGGAGACUGAAAAUUUCCUCUCCCAACAAUAUGAGAAGGUGAAAGAGAAGCUGGAAUACUGGAUGGAGAAGUAUGAAACAGACACUGCUGCAAAAGAUGAAGAAAUAGAUGAUCUAAAAGCAUUAAAGGCAGAGAACUUGGAAACUAUGCAGCAAUUUGCCAAAGAGUGCCUGCUAUUCCAGACAACCAUCAUCAUUGACCGGACAGACAAGGAGAACAAGAGAAAACAAAGAGAGCAGGAAGCCCUGGAGCAGAAGAGUGCCCUGAAGGUGCAGGCCUGGUGGAAAGGUACAAUGGUGCGCAGAUUCAUUGGCCCUUACCAGGAGCUCGAGAAGUAUCUGAAGGGACAGUCAACAGAGAAAGAAGGAGGCAAGAAAAAAUCUGGAGCAAAGAGAUAAGUAAAGAAAGUGGCCACAGAUGUGCUCCAGGACUGUUGCUGGCCAGUGCACUGUGGUAUGUCCAACAGGACAAAAUAAACUAUGUAACAGCUUGGGCAAUUCUGGAGAACACAGUUGCUGCAGACACAGUUAUGGUGAAGCUGCACUAAAGAUCUUAAAGCUGCC
Messenger RNA from Oenanthe melanoleuca, 1580 nucleotides. It is a transcript of the gene IQCG, whose product is annotated as IQ motif containing G. Gene Ontology annotation, molecular function: protein binding. Gene Ontology annotation, cellular component: sperm flagellum; cytoplasm. Lineage: Eukaryota; Metazoa; Chordata; Aves; Passeriformes; Muscicapidae. The coding region runs from base 267 to 1415 and encodes 382 amino acids. Gene Ontology annotation, biological process: cilium organization; sperm axoneme assembly. The record is from RefSeq and is a predicted model, not a curated record. The transcript is spliced from 11 exons.